CUUAUCUCUUGCUUUCUCACUGCAAAUACGUGCUUCAGCUGAACCUGUCGUACAGUUAGGCUUCGUCUCGCGUUUUCUUGGAAGAAAGGGGAUACAUUUUCCGACGUUUUAAAUCGAAAAACAAAAUUCCUUUCAUAGGCUACACUCGGCUAGAGAAACUUGGACUAUGCGCAUACAGGCUAGGAUAUCUUCAGCAAUGAUGCAGUUACACCGUAAGUUAUAAAAUUACGGAGUGACAAUAUCAGAAGCUUUUAGAGUUGAGGAAUGCCGAUACUUGCGUAAAACAAAAUACAGACAAAUUCAUACAGUUUCAGACAAUUUAUUGUUUCUAACGUAAUAUGGAUGACUGCAGAACGACUCGGGCAUGGAUUCAAUGAAUUUCAGGGGAAAGUUAUUGACAGCAUCAAUGGAUUUGCCCUCAGUUAAGGAAAAUAUUUUAGGAUAUUUGCACUGAGUCUGUGGUUUGAGAUUUGGAUACCUGCCUCCGCAUCGCUUGGGGAGAAGCAUCGUCUCUAAAUACCGAGGAAGAAUUCUGUCUCUGCAAGGGGAUCACAAGCCACGCGACAGGCGCGCAAGAAGUCUCUGGCAAAGGUCGAUAAUUUGGGUGACCUCAUGGAACUGCGACUGGGAGCGGUUCUACUGUGUGUCCUCUUGUUGGACUCCUGUGGUUGGACACAAGGAGGUAUUCUGUACCGAGUCCAGGAGGAGCAGCCUCCGAGCACCUUGAUAGGAAGCCUGGCUUCAGACCAGGGUCUCCCAGACUCCGGACACCUCUACAAACUGGAGGUAGGAGCCCCGUACCUCCGGGUGGAUGGGAAGACUGGAGACAUCUUCACCACAGAGAUCCCCAUAGACAGGGAGACACUACGGGACUGUCGCACUCUGAUCCGGGGCAAGCCUUGCUUCCUGGAGUUCGAGGUGUCCGUUACAGACCUGCUCCAGAAUCAGAGUCCUCGGUUGAUCGAGGGCCGCAUCGAGGUCCAGGACAUCAACGACAACACGCCCCAGUUCCCCUCGCCCGUCCUCACCAUCUCCGUCCCGGAGAACACCCACAUGGGUGCACUGUUCUCCAUCCCGCUUGCCACCGAUCGCGAUUCGGAGAGGAACGGCGUGGCCGACUACGCACUCACGGCUGGGCCGGACGCCGCUACGCUGUUCGGUCUGCAGGUGGCCGAGGACCGCGGGGAGAAGCUGCCUCAGCUCAUCGUCCUGGGGAGUCUGGACAGGGAGCUGAAGGACUCAUACGACCUCACCAUCAAGGCGGUGGACGGAGGGAACCCCCAGCGCUACAGCAGCGCCUUGCUAAGGGUGGUGGUGGCGGACGCUAACGACAACGCUCCCAAGUUUGAGAAGUCCAGCUACGAGGCGGAGGUGUCGGAGAACAGCCCUGUGGGAUACUCGGUGUUGCAGGUGAAAGCAAAUGACUCUGACAUGGGCCCCAACGGGGAAAUCGAAUACACUCUUCACCAGGCUAUAGACCCGGUGCCCAAACUCCUGCGAAUCGAUCGCUCCACCGGCGUUAUCUACGUCAAAGGGCCACUGGAUCGCGAAGAAAUCGACAGUUUGUCGUUUUACGUGGUGGCGAGGGAUAAGGGUCCCCAACCCAAGAGCUCCAAGGCCUUAGUGACCAUCCAGGUGAUGGACCAGAAUGACAACGCUCCCUCGGUGGAGAUCCGAGGUAUAGGCCUGGUGACGCACAGCGACGGCGUGGCCAACAUCUCGGAGGACAUGCCGGUGGGGACGGCCGUGGCCCUGGUCCAGGUGUCCGACCGGGACGAGGGUGAGAACGCCGUGGUUACCUGCGUGGUGGCGGGUGACGUCCCCUUUCAGCUCCGCCCCGCCAGCGACUCCUCCACCGACAACAAGAGGAAGUACUUCCUUCAGACCACCACGCCUCUGGAUUACGAGAGGGUGAAGGAGUACCGCGUGGAGAUCGUGGCUGUCGACUCGGGAAACCCCGCACUCUCCAGCACCAACUCUCUGAAGGUCCAGGUCACGGAUGUGAAUGACAACUCCCCAGUCUUCUCCCCAACCCUUUUUGAGGUUGAUUUCGCGGAGGAGAACCAGCCAGGCGACAGGGUUGUGGAGGUAGUGGCCACGGAUGCCGACAGCGGGACCAACGCGGAGCUCGUCUACAGCCUCGUGGCAGACUCCACCACCAAGGGCCUGUUUGAGAUCGACCCGGACACCGGGGAAGUCCGAGCUCGCAGCCCGCUGGACCGGGAACACAAGGAGCGCUACGAGUUUCGAGUGACCGCAGCCGACAAAGGCUCGCCCAGUCACAGGGGAACGGCCACGGUCGUGGUCAAGGUUCUGGACCGCAACGACAACGACCCGAAGUUCAUGCUCAGCGGCUACAGCUUCUCAGUCCUGGAGAACAUGCCGCCGCUUAGCCCUGUCGGCAUGGUGACCGUGCUGGACAUGGACAAAGGCGAGAACGCUCGCGUUCGACUCUCGGUGGAACCGGACGGGGGGAAGUUUGUGGUGCAGAACGGCACUGGCACCAUCCUGUCCAGUAUCUCCUUCGACCGGGAGAAAGAGAGCAGCUACACCUUCAGGCUGAAGGCCGUGGACGGAGGGGAACCCCCCAGAUCCUCCUACGUAGGCGUCACCAUCAACGUCCUGGAUGAGAACGACAACGAUCCCGUGGUCACCAAGCCCUCCAACUCCUCCUUCCGCCUCCUGUCCCCCCUGGCCGCCCCGGACAGCCGGGUGGAGGUGGUGAAGGCGGAAGACCUCGACACGGGCCCCAACGCGGAGCUGGUCUUCAGCAUCGCCGGCGGCAACCCCUAUCAGUUGUUCCGGAUCUCUCCGUCCGACGGCGAGAUCACUCUGGCCAAGGAGCUAACCAGGAAGCACGGAGGGCUUCACCGCCUGGUGGUGAGGGUGAACGACAGGGGCAAGCCCGCCCGCCACGCCACUGCCCUGGUUCACAUCUACGUCAACGAGACCAUCGCCAACGUCAGCCUGGUGGAGGCGCUGGUGGGCCACAGCUUGUACACCCCGCUGGACACCGACAUCGCUGGCGACCCCGACAACGGCCUCGCGGCCCAGCGCAGCAACAUCCUGUACGGAAGCAUGGCUGGGGUGGCGGGGGUCGUCAUGGUGAUCCUGGUGGUGGUGUUCAUCCGGCAUCGCGUCCAGAGGGAGACGAAGAGCGGCUACCAGGCGGGCAAGAAGGAGUCCAAUGACCUCUACGCCCCCAAGCAAGGCCCCAAAAACGGCAAGAGCAAGAGAGGCAGGAAAGGAAAACCUCCCAAGUCGCCCAAACCUCUUGGCGAGGAAGAGGAGGUCAGCCUUCAGAAGAGCCUCAAGUUCAACCUGGACGGGGUCAACGACAGCCCCAGGAUCCACCUGCCCCUGACGUACCCCCCAGGCAGCCCUGACCUGGGCAGGCACUACCGCUCCAACUCCCCCCUGCCCUCCAUCCAGCUCCAGGCCCAGUCCCCCUCCGCCUCCCAGAAGCACCAGGCCGUCCAAGAUCUCCCCGCCACCAACACCUUUGUGGGAACCGGAGGAGAUGACAAUUCCACGGGCUCUGACCAGUACUCGGAUUAUAGCUACAAGGCAAGCCAGACAAAGUACAACAGCAAACAGCACCCUCAUCGUCGCGUGACCUUCUCCACCACCAACCCCGUACAGGACCCCCAGGAUGCCUCCCAGCACAGCUACUACGACAGCGGCCUGGACGAGUCAGAGACGCCCAGCUCCAAGUCGUCAUCCGGGCCUCGCAUCGGGCCCCUCACCCUGCCCGAGGACCACUAUGAGAGGACCACGCCCGACGGCAGCAUCGGGGAGAUGGAGCACCCAGAGAACGACAUGCGCUCCAUCCCGGACGUGGCCAUGACGGGGAACUGCACCCAGGAGUGCAGCGAGCUGGGCCACUCGGACGCCUGCUGGAUGCCCGGACAGCCCUCCCCGGUCCGCAAGGCCAGGAACCCCCCCAAGCUCUCCACCUUCGUGCCUUACCAGGAGAGAGGGAGCCUGGGUCGCCUGGCCAAUGGGAACGCCAGGUUGGGUGGCGAGGAGCACAGGGCCCGCCUACCGCCCUCACGCAGUGCCUACUCCAACGCCGGCCAUGCCCCCGGCCAGGACUGCCCAAUGGAGGAGGUUCCCCUGAGCGUGGCCUCCGAAUUCCCGCCCACUUCCCCUCCUAGCCACACCCCCAAGCGAGAGAUCUACCUGUGAGAAAUCUCUCACUUCUGAUUGGUGCAAGGGUGGAACCGGCCACAGAGACACCCACUUAGGUAAAACAUCCUUUAGUGGAUCAGAAACUAUAAAUAUAUAUAUAUACUGACACAAAUGCCCAUUUUGUAGAAAAUGAUUCAUCAGUGGUAUGUGCAAUAGCAUUUCUUUUUUUUUCCAUGUAUUUAUUUAUUUAUAUAGUUUAUUUAUUAACUUAUUUAUUGAGCAGUUAGUCCACUUUUUUAAUAUUUUCAUUAUAGUCAUACAUUCUCUUUGAGAGCAUUGGCUGAACAGAUCAUAGAAAAACAGACACAAUUUCCCUUCAGAAACACAUUUACUUAAGUCAGUGAAAUGUUCUGUGGAACUUCAAAGAUGUGACCAGUGCUUUAGUGCCAUAACCAGAUAACAGUCAACAUAUAAGCGCUACGGCCCUGAAGGAAAGCUUUCGGCUUUUCAUUCGCAAUCAGUGGAAUGGCAUUUCUAAAUGUACAGUGAUGUAAAUACAUUGCAACGGUGUAAACUGUAUAUAUUUCUGUCUGGCUCAAGCCGAUAAACUAGCCUCAGAAUUUUAGCACUCAAGCUUUUCUUUGCUGCUGCUGUUUAAACUUGAUCCAACCCGUUUGUAGAAGCCAAUACUUAGAAGGUGUGUUGAACGCUCUCAGAAUCCCAUCCCCUCAGCCUCACACGAACACCUGUGCCCUCCGCUCUGCCGCCAGUGACAGACAGAGGGAGUCGUGGGAGAGAACAGCUUUCUAACGGAGCAUGCGUGUUCCGGAAGACUCAGCACUGUGACCCAACUCUCCUCGUCGUGGAAACGGGCCCCUUUCUAGAGCUCCCAGACCCCUCUAGAACCCUCUAGAAGGGGCCUUCCAGAAGCCUCUUCGCUUUGAGCCUCCUCCUCUUCCCCCUCCCUCGCUAUUGAUGUGACUACACCCACUGUUUAACUUGAAAAAACAACCUUCCAAACCUACUUACCCCAUUCCUCCCCCUCCCUCCCUCCCCUCCCCCCCUUCUCUCGAGACCGAACAACGGAAAGUGAAUCCAUUGCCCUCCUCGACGAGGUCAGCAUCGGGGUGAACCCCCGUCCCCGGCCUCGUUGGGGCUUCUCCUCACGAUCCGCGUCUGAGUUCCUCUAGUUGUGAUGAAUUCAUAAGGAGGUAUUCACGCAGGCUCCUGCUUGAGACCCCUUCAGAGCCGAGGGGUUCCUGGAAUGACAGGAAGUGUGGUGACUGAGGCUCUCUCUCUCGCUCGCUCGCUGGCUCACAGACCUCGUCUGGACGAGUGUUGUCCCAUUCACCGGCUGAUUCCUCUCCAAUCAGGUUCCCAGCUGCUGCUCUGCUCUCCGCUCGCAUUCGUCCUGUUAGAGAGAGCCAAACGGGCACAUCAUCCCGACCAAUGGCGAUGCCUUAGAAAACCUAUGGUCACUGUUUUGUUUGGGAAUUAUUGUUCGCUAGUGUUAAAUGCAUGGUUAGCAGAAACACAUAUGUUCAUCUGGAUCCCUCUGAACACAAUGGUAAGGGUAGGUAAACCCUGUACUCCUUGCCGCUAUUAUUGUCCUUGUAUUGAGGGCGUCAUAAGUUUACUUCAUUAAGCUGUUGUGGCUCUCUCUUCCCUCGGAACACACAGAAAAUACAAGGGCAUUUUAGGCUUUAUCUAUCUUGACAACGACAAAGAUUUAUUUUCAAAGCAAUUCUGAAGCAGCUGUCUGAAGGACACUGCCUAUUAGUCGGUAAUUGGAUGACGGUGAAGCGACCAGCCUGCCUUGCAGCACUGUAGCAUAACUCACGGCCUGUUGAUUUGUACACCAAUCUGAUCUGAUUUGUUGCUACCUUCACCCCUUUUCUGGCCUCCUCCUUCUUCUCCUCCUCCUCCUCCUCCUUCUUCUCCUCCUCCUCC
This is a messenger RNA of Hypomesus transpacificus, 6081 nucleotides long. RefSeq names its product protocadherin 1a (gene pcdh1a). Bases 613 to 4188 code for a protein of 1191 amino acids. Gene Ontology annotation, cellular component: plasma membrane. NCBI's taxonomy places the organism in Eukaryota, Metazoa, Chordata, Actinopteri, Osmeriformes, Osmeridae. The transcript is spliced from 5 exons. Gene Ontology annotation, biological process: homophilic cell-cell adhesion. Gene Ontology annotation, molecular function: calcium ion binding. The record is from RefSeq and is a predicted model, not a curated record.